AUGCUCGCUUCAAGAACAGCAUCAAGAGCUGCGGCUCGCACAAUUCGUGCACCCAUUAGACAACAAACUAGACAGACUAGAUUUGUUUCGACGACACAAGCCGAAGGUGCGAAGGCAGGUGGUGCUUCGGGCUUUGCAGCAGGUAUUGCUGGUGGGGCCGUGGUUUUGGUUGGAUGCUACACAUACUACCAAUUUUCCGGUGCCAAAACCGUCGUCAACGCUUACUCUUCUACGAAAUCUCAAUUCCAAAAGGCUACCUCGUCACUAUCUGAAAAAGCUCCCGAACCAAAUCAAGCGAUCAAAUGGCUUCGCAAUGCCACUUCUUCUUAUGCCGCCUUUAUCCCUGGUGCACAAUCAUUCCUUGAUAGUGCAUUUAACGAUAUUGAGAAAGUACAAGAAAAACAUGGCAAGGAAGUCGAUGAGAUUGUUAGCAAAACCUAUUCUGAAUUGAAGAAUAUCAGUCAAAAAGGAGGACUUGAUAUGCAAACUGCGGUGCAGAGUUAUAAUGUAUUGACCAAGGCAUUGAGCGAGAUUGCCGAGUUAGGGAAGGACUCUCUUGGAGACAUUAUGGACAAUCACCCACAAAUCAAGAAGCAAGUAGGGGGCAACUUGGAUCAAUUGAAGAGUAUGGCUGAGAAUUACGGACCGGAUGCCAAGAAAGAGUUGGAUGACACUUACAAGAAAGUUUCUGAGAUUCUCUCCGGAGGAUUGGGUGCCGGAUCGAUCGAAAAGGUUUGCAAAUUGAUCCAAGAGAAGAGUGAGAAGGUUCAGAAGCUUGGAGAACAAGCUUGGAAUAAGGGAAUGGAAGAGUGGAAACCAUAUUUGGAGAAGAACCCAAAGGUUAAGGAGAUCGUCGAGAAGAAUGCCGACGCCUUGAAGUCCGGUAACGUCAAGGAAAUCUUCGAUCAAGUCAAGAGAGCUGUUGAGUCUGGAAACACAGAUGAUCUUCAGAAAUAUGUCAUGGAUGCAGGAGAGAAGGCAAAGAACAGUGGAUUGGGACAAAAUGUUCAACAGUAUGCUCAACAAGCUGCGAAGAUGGCAGGAAUCCCUGGAUCAGACAAGUUGUGGGAGAAAUUACAACACUUGCAAGAUGUAGCAAAGGAUCAUGGAGAUGAGUUCGAGGGCUUGGUAAAGAGCGCUUAUGAAGAUAUCAGUAAGGUUGUCGAGAAGAAGGUUGCGGAGGCAGAGAAGUUGAAGGGAAAGGUUGAGAAGGAUGUCAAGAAAUAA
Molecule: messenger RNA, 1227 nt
Organism: Botrytis byssoidea
Lineage: Eukaryota; Fungi; Ascomycota; Leotiomycetes; Helotiales; Sclerotiniaceae
Exons: 2
Coding region: 1-1227 (408 amino acids)
Source: RefSeq, a predicted model, not a curated record